This is a messenger RNA of Schistocerca serialis cubense, 346 nucleotides long. RefSeq names its product collagenase-like. The record is from RefSeq and is a predicted model, not a curated record. Lineage: Eukaryota; Metazoa; Arthropoda; Insecta; Orthoptera; Acrididae. Gene Ontology annotation, biological process: proteolysis. The transcript is spliced from 2 exons. Bases 9 to 314 code for a protein of 101 amino acids. Gene Ontology annotation, molecular function: serine-type endopeptidase activity.
GUAUUCAAAUGAUAAGUCCCUACCUGCAGUAUGCUGAGAUGACAAUCAUCGAGAACUCCGAGUGUGAAGAGACAUUCCCAGGAGCGAUAAGUAAUCAUCAUAUUUGUUCCAAGGCAUCCAACGAAGCAAGUCCUUGUCCAGGCGACAGCGGCGGCCCCAUGCUGGUACAGGAGGAGGAUGGCGAGUGGACCGAGGUGGGUGUGACGAGCUUCGUCUCUGACGAGGGUUGCGUGUUCGGAUACCCGGCAGGCUACGCUCGAGUCACCACGUUUCUCGACUGGAUCAACGAGAACUCCAUUCCCGAAGGCCGCUGAGAACGAAAUACUAACCGUAUCUAACACUUUUU